AUGCCCCUCUCAGGGACUCGCCUGAGUGGAGGGUUUUUGGGUAGUAAUAGUCGCGAACGGAAAUAUGCGAUGGCCGGUAAUGGAAAUGCCGACACAAGCAGCAAGGAGUCUCUUGUUGAGGAUGGCAAAUCCAAAAACGAAGACAUUUUUCUGAAUAUCGCCAGGGCGAACUCUCUGCGCCGCAGUUCAACAACAACAAUGACAGAAAGGAAAAGGUCUAAAUUUGGCCUCUCUGGCUUGUCUUCACGUACGAGUCGGGCCAAUGAGGAGGUCCUUUCUCCACAAACUCCCCGAUUCGACUCCGAUCAGGUUACACCUUCACCGUCUCACGACGACUCUCCUUCCCUAGGACUUGGCUCCUCCUCACUUCGAUCUCCUACCACGUCUCAACAUCCAAUCGAUGAGAACAGUCGACUUCGAUACUUCGGUGUUAGCACUAGAUCAUCGGUUGGGCUUCCUCGGAGCAGUCUCACUCGCGCAAGUCAGGAACCAUCACCCGACUCGUCACCGAAUCACAUUGGAGAAAGACGAGCUUCCAAUGCUCAGGAACAAAUGCAAGGCCAGUCGCGGACAUACCGACAGUCAAACCUAUCAACGAUGCGAAGUACCCUGAAUUCCUCUGCGGCGGAUGCUGUAGCGGAACAGUCCAGGUUGGAGGCGGAGAAGUCGAGAUUGGAUGGCACUGAAUCCACCUUGUCUACCACCGCCCCAUCUACUGUUUGGGAUGAAUUAGACGACUUGAAGUCGAGGAUUCGAAAAUUGGAACUGACGGGAAAAUUACCGCCCUCAUCUGCGGCAGCAAUGUCUAGUGUCUCUGGUGAAAGGCCACGUACUGCAACGACGACAGUCACCACGCUUUCUUCUUCUCCGAAACACGGUCGAAAAACGACGUCUCCACCACUAGGGCAGGAAUCAAGUACCGUAACAGAUCAAAUACACCCUUUACUCCACACUGCUUUAGCAAAAGCCAAACCUAUACUGAAUGCUGACGUAUAUCGCACUCUUGAAGCAACAACAACAGAUGCGUUAACGUUGGCUGCUAUUCUUAGCUCUACCGCUCCUCAACACGGAAGUGGUAUGCCUGUUAAUGGGGCUAGUACCUCAGAUCGACAGAUGCGACGAAAGGCGGACAGCUUGUGCAGGGGUUUGACAGAGCUAUGUUUGGUAUUGUCAGAUCAGCAGCGGGAGUCCAUAUCGAAAACAAGAACAGGCAGCCCAGAUCCGACAACUAGCCAGUACCAGAGAGAUGGAGUGAUGGAUAGAGAGUCGAUUACGCCAACUAUUUCAUAUCGACGGAGCAUCAGCCAUGAACCAGAGGAACGCCACCACGGCCAGACACCAACGACGCGACUAGCAGCAGGCAGCCGUUUAGAAACACGACGAGCAAGCAUUCUUAGUCUGAAUUCCGGAGCUGCUUCCAGUCGAAAUACCCAGGAAAACGCAAACCAGACUCAGCUUCCCACAUCCACUCUUUCAACCCCUCCAAGCCGUCUCAAUCGUACUUCUAUAACACUACGCAGCCGGAGAUUGCAAGGCGAAGAAGAUUCUGAGGACAAAUCGUCUGUUGUUUUCCGUCCAAUUUCCCGAGCAAUGACUGAAAUCAACAGCGGAACAUCUCGCUAUUCACCUCGAGAACGACGGCGUUCACGCGAAUAUACUUCCAAUCAUCCACUCCCCGAUCAACAUGUAUCACAGCAGAUAUCUCCACAGCAACAUGCCGACCAAGCCCAUCCAAUCUCUCAAGCCCAAUCAAAUAUCCCUAUGCGCAGGAACUAUGGUACCCCUGGUACAAGCCUUCCAACGACAACUCACACGAAUAUCCAGCCCGGAUUCCGAAGAUACGGCGCAUCCUCUUUGAAUACGGGAACCAAAUCAGCGGAUGCCUCUCCGGGUGACCACAAUUCUGGGGCUUCUGGGUUGGGCACCAAACAUACCGGUUUACUCCAGCUACGGUCAAGAACAAAUAGCACAGGAAUGCGCAGAAUAGGCAUUAGACACCGCCCAUUCUCCUCUACUGAUGGUGAUAACGAGGACGAUGAACUUGAUUGA
This is a messenger RNA of Histoplasma capsulatum G186AR, 2049 nucleotides long. RefSeq lists its product as uncharacterized. Lineage: Eukaryota; Fungi; Ascomycota; Eurotiomycetes; Onygenales; Ajellomycetaceae. The record is from RefSeq and is a predicted model, not a curated record. The coding region runs from base 1 to 2049 and encodes 682 amino acids. The transcript is spliced from 2 exons.